This is a messenger RNA of Hyposmocoma kahamanoa, 1316 nucleotides long. Its product is annotated as facilitated trehalose transporter Tret1-like. Gene Ontology annotation, cellular component: membrane. Gene Ontology annotation, molecular function: transmembrane transporter activity. The transcript has 6 exons. NCBI's taxonomy places the organism in Eukaryota, Metazoa, Arthropoda, Insecta, Lepidoptera, Cosmopterigidae. The record is from RefSeq and is a predicted model, not a curated record. Gene Ontology annotation, biological process: transmembrane transport. Bases 1 to 1236 code for a protein of 411 amino acids.
AUGCCAGGAUUAUUAGUUCAAGUUGGUGCGUCCGUUAUAAUGUCCCUGGGAACCUUACUCACAGGGUUAUGCUUUACUUGGCCAACUUUCGCGAUAGACACCCUGCAAAGUGACAAAUCUCCAACUGGUUCACCUUUCACGGAAUUCGAAACCAAUUUAGUUGGAUCCCUGGUGAUGUUGGGAAACCUUCUAGUGACGCCCGCCAGUGCUUGGAUAUCAGACAUGAUGGGAAAGAAGAAGAUAUGUAUUUUAUGUGCUUUGGUAUUUUCGCUAUCUUGGGCCAUAAUAGCUACAGCCAGAAACAGCCACCUUAUUCUAAUAGGGAGAUUAAUCGUUGGCCUAGCAUCAGGCGUUCAACUAGUCAUCUGUUUCCCUUUUGUAGCAGAAAUUAGUCAGGACCAUAUUAGAGGCACUUUGGGUUCCAUACUCAUUCUAUCAUUCACAUUUGGCAUGUUAAUUGCGUAUCUGAUCGGAUGGUUAUGUAGUUAUGAUGUGGUGAAUUACAUUAAUUUGACUUUGAGUGUUUUGUUCGUCUUGCUAGCGUGUGGUCUAAAGGAGACUCCAGCAUUUUUGAUAGCGAAACGGAAAAAUGAGGAAGCAUUAAAAUCUUUGCAAUUUUAUCGAGGAGCAUCAACAGCUACUUCUGAGAUUUUAGAAGAAAUGGCGCUAUUGAAUGAGCAGAACAAAUCUCAAGUUAAAUCUUUAGUUGCUGAAAAGUCAUCAAAUAUUGGAGCUGAGAAGGAAUUGUUGGAACAAAUGGAAGUAACGAGGUUUGAUAGCGAAAUGAGUCCUUUGAAAAUGCUUUGUUCAUCAAAGCCAGCACAACGGGCACUAUUCGUUGUAACAUUCCACGCUUUUCUUAUAGUCCUAGGUGGAACAAUCGCAAUGGUAACUUACGCAAAUCAAUUGUUCCGACAGGCAGCGCCAAAUCUUUCUAACGAACUUUGCACUGUAAUAUUGGCUGUUGCCUUCUUUACGGGCAGUGUUUUGUCUUUAAUGGUUUCCGAUUUGAUUGGCAGGCGGAUCUUAAUGUUGACAUCUACGAUAUUAUCUGCGACAUUUCUCACGCUCUUGGCAUCACUCCUUCGUUGGUCCUGGGCGCCUGAAUGGACGAUACCUGCAGCGGUGCUGGGCUAUUGCUGUGUCUUCCAAAUGGGGGCUGCAGUAGUGCCCUUUCUCCAGGUCGCCGAGUGUUUUAUUCCUAAGGUAGAUCAUUAUCAUUUGCUAUCGGUUUGAUAUUAUGUGGUCCAGUAAAGCUAUCUACCACUUUAUAAUGUGUGUACUUAGAUAGCAAAUGCAUUGUACUUUCUAUUUUC